Messenger RNA from Populus trichocarpa (black cottonwood), 2264 nucleotides. RefSeq names its product aspartyl protease family protein 2. The record is from RefSeq and is a predicted model, not a curated record. Lineage: Eukaryota; Viridiplantae; Streptophyta; Magnoliopsida; Malpighiales; Salicaceae. Bases 338 to 2038 code for a protein of 566 amino acids. Gene Ontology annotation, molecular function: aspartic-type endopeptidase activity. Gene Ontology annotation, biological process: proteolysis. The transcript has a single exon.
CGUAAUAUUCAAAGUCUAAAUCUUUCGGUCUAAAGAACUCACAAAGACCACCAAAACAAAGCAAGACUUCUCUUCUCCUCAAACGUUAAUCCUUAGCCCUUUUCUUUUCCUUUCUUUUGUAUCAUAAAUACUGCAUUAAUCAACAUUUUCAUUACCAGACGUAGAUUUAUUUGUUUUAUCUUUUUUUUCUUCACUUCCCUAAGCCAACGACCUUUCAAGCUUUCAGUUGAUUUUUGCUCUAUAUAUCUCUUCUUGUUUGAGCUUUCUUGGCAUUCUUGCCUUCUUGUUUGAUUGAUGUGGGAUAUCCUCUGGGACCAAACAAGAAGGGAUUGUUGCUAUGUUGUCCAGGUCUUUUAUUGUUCUUCUUCUUUUUUUACUCUUCUCUGGUGCUUUUGAAGCUAUCGCCGGAAUCCAUGACCAUGGAAAGAAUGUUAAAUCCAACAUCUCUACUCUUGCCGGCAUCGAAUUGCCUGAUCAUAUGAGCUUCAAUGCAGUUUCUUCUUCAACAACAAACACAGGUUGUAACCUGGAUACUUCAAAGAAAGUCAAACAAUCACAGACAAUAGUCUCAAAAGAAGAUUUUGAUCUUCUUGAAGAUGAUGACGACGACGAUGAAGGAGGGGAAGAGGAAAAGGAGGCUAAACAGACGGUCAAACUCCACUUGAAGCACAGGUCAAAGGAUAGAAAAUCUGAGGGCAAAGAAUCUUUCGUGGAAUCCACAAACCGGGACUUGGCUAGAAUUCAGACUCUCCACACAAGGAUCAUUGAGAAGAAGAAUCAAAAUGACAUUUCCAGGCUAAAAAAAGAUAAGGAGCGGCCGGAAAAGCAAAUCAAGACGGUGGUUGCAACGGCAGCAUCGCCUGAAUCUUACGGAACUGGGCUUUCCGGGCAGCUCAUGGCGACUUUGGAGUCAGGGGUGACCCUUGGCUCUGGAGAGUAUUUCAUGGAUGUGUUUAUCGGUACCCCUCCUAAACACUACUCUUUGAUUCUUGAUACUGGUAGUGACCUUAAUUGGAUUCAAUGCGUUCCUUGUCAUGAUUGUUUUGAGCAAAAUGGACCUUAUUACGAUCCUAAGGAGUCUAGUUCCUUUAGGAAUAUAGGUUGCCAUGAUCCUCGGUGUCAUUUGGUUUCUUCUCCUGAUCCUCCUCUGCCUUGCAAGGCUGAAAAUCAGACAUGCCCUUAUUUCUAUUGGUACGGUGAUAGCUCUAAUACAACCGGUGAUUUUGCAACUGAAACAUUCACGGUUAAUCUCACAUCGCCUACCGGGAAGUCAGAAUUUAAGAGAGUGGAGAAUGUUAUGUUUGGUUGUGGUCAUUGGAAUAGAGGCUUGUUCCAUGGGGCCUCAGGAUUGUUAGGACUUGGGAGAGGGCCUCUUUCAUUCUCCUCCCAGCUUCAGUCUCUAUAUGGUCACUCGUUUUCGUAUUGCCUGGUUGACAGAAAUAGUGACACUAAUGUUAGCAGCAAGUUGAUUUUUGGCGAGGAUAAGGACCUCUUGAAUCACCCAGAAUUGAAUUUUACUACAUUGGUUGGGGGCAAAGAAAAUCCAGUAGACACAUUUUAUUACGUUCAAAUAAAAUCGAUCAUGGUCGGAGGAGAAGUGCUGAACAUCCCAGAGAGCACUUGGAAUAUGACCUCGGAUGGUGUUGGGGGUACAAUUGUGGAUUCCGGCACCACACUUAGUUAUUUCACAGAACCAGCCUAUCAGAUUAUAAAGGAUGCAUUUGCUAAGAAGGUGAAGGGCUAUCCAAUUGUACAAGAUUUUCCAAUUUUGGAUCCUUGCUACAAUGUCUCUGGUGUUGAGAAAAUAGACUUGCCCGAUUUCGGCAUUCUGUUUGCUGAUGGCGCAGUCUGGAAUUUCCCCGUCGAGAACUACUUCAUCCGGCUUGAUCCAGAGGAAGUUGUUUGCCUGGCAAUUUUGGGGACUCCUCGAUCCGCUCUUUCAAUAAUUGGCAACUAUCAGCAGCAAAAUUUCCACGUUUUGUAUGACACCAAGAAGUCUAGGCUGGGGUAUGCACCAAUGAACUGUGCAGAUGUAUGACAUCCUAAUAGAAUCUCCUAAUGGUAGGAAACAAACUGUACACAUGGUGCUCGGGAGGGAGAUUUUUUUUGUUGUUUUAUUUCCUUUAAAAGUAGAGUAUAGAUUCAUUUUUUCUUUCUUUCUUUUGAGUUUCAGAUAAUUAUACUCGCUAUGAUCAUGAACACGACCUCAAGCUGCCUUACAAAAAUGUAUUAUUGCAAUUUAACGAAUCUCUUUUAGAAGUUAA